Messenger RNA from Gamsiella multidivaricata, 879 nucleotides. RefSeq lists its product as uncharacterized. The transcript has 7 exons. Gene Ontology annotation, molecular function: FAD binding. The record is from RefSeq and is a predicted model, not a curated record. Bases 1 to 879 code for a protein of 292 amino acids. Lineage: Eukaryota; Fungi; Mortierellomycota; Mortierellomycetes; Mortierellales; Mortierellaceae.
AUGCUUACGGAGCGUCCUCUUAUCACCCCUUCCCAGAAACCAAAAGUUCUCAUUGUUGGCGCAGGACUCUGUGGACUGACUCUGGGAAUUCUGCUGGAGAAGGCAGGAGUUCCAUACGAUAUCUAUGAAAGAAUGACCCAAGUCAAACCCCUUGGUUCGGCAUUAUCGCUUGGGCCGAACGUCGCCCCUCUUUUCAUCCAGAUGGGGAUUUACGAUGAGUUUAUAAAGCUUGGGAAAAUGUGUUUCAGGAUGGACAACUACAAUGAUAACCGAGAGCUCGAGUUUUCAAAGGACUUUACGCCCAUGAACGAACAUGGCGUGCAGAUCCAGUUCUCGGAUAACUCGACCGCUGAGGGCGAUAUUCUCGUGGAAGCCGAUGGCGCAUAUAGCGGCGUCCGAGAGCAGCCAUACUCUUGGGGGACCUUUCCCUGCGAGAACAACAUCUACUGCUGGGGCGUGAUUCAGUACCUGGGUAAGGAGACGUCCAAGGAACAUGAUAGCUUCCGCAACUUGGAGUGGGGUCCUGAUGCAGCCCAGGCGAUGUGCAAAGACGUUCGCGACUUUGCAAUCCUCGGAGGUGUGAACGGCGACUUGACCAUCGGCGACCUUAUUGAGAACUCGCCCUUGAUCUCCAAGGUCAUGUUGGAAGAGAAGGUCUUUGAGACGUGGUACCAUGGAAGGACGGUACUUAUGGGUGAUGCUGCUCAUAAGGAUGCUGCUGCAUUGGCCAACUGGAUCGGUGUCUUGUCCUCAACAUCCAUCGAAGACACCGAAGAGGUCUUCGAGGAGUACCGCAAUGAGCGAUUGCCUGUCGCCAAGGCGGCGUUUGCCUCUGCACAAGCACUGUUAAAACUUCGGACAACAAUACGACAUUCAUGA